This is a messenger RNA of Thalassophryne amazonica, 2006 nucleotides long. RefSeq names its product ubiquitin-associated protein 1-like. The transcript is spliced from 7 exons. Gene Ontology annotation, biological process: ubiquitin-dependent protein catabolic process via the multivesicular body sorting pathway. Bases 582 to 1760 code for a protein of 392 amino acids. Gene Ontology annotation, cellular component: ESCRT I complex. Gene Ontology annotation, molecular function: ubiquitin binding. NCBI's taxonomy places the organism in Eukaryota, Metazoa, Chordata, Actinopteri, Batrachoidiformes, Batrachoididae. The record is from RefSeq and is a predicted model, not a curated record.
UUAAUUGUGAUUGUUUAAUAUAUGAAUAAAUGAUUAUCACCACAGACUUGGAGCUGCCCUUUAAUUUUCUAGUGUUUACUACAGUUGGGUGAUGAGAUUCUUCAGUACAGCUUUAACUUUUCUUAUGUGCACUAAUACACGGUCACAGUUGCAUAAGCAGAUGUAAUCUGUUUCCAAAUACCUCAGCAUUUCCCUGAGCCGUAUUAAAGUCACUUUACAAUUACACUGUCUGGAAUGUGGCUUAUGAAUGAGGACGCUGCAGUCACCUUUCCUAAAAAAAAAAGGAAAUGCCAUCUUAAAAUAUAGAAUGCAGUAUAACUGUUAUGUUAUUAAAUUAUUGACAAGGCCUAUUUUACAGCAAUACUAUAUAUAAUUGUAAAUUAAUCAAUAACCUAUGAACCUGUCAUGCUUGAAUUUCAUAUUGGUAAACAACACCUCAGAUUAUGUCAGGUGGCUUGUCCACGAAGAGAUCUGUCACGUAUGAUGAUGACGUGCGUGUGAGUCAUUUACUCCAGAUGCCUGUCAGCGCUUCACACCAUCUGCUCAUCUGAGGCUGGCAGAGGAUACUGGUUUUGGUGGAAAUGAACACUUUGGAGGACGUACCAUUUCAGACCCUGCUGGGUCGCCUGGAGGAGGACUUACAGCUGGUGAAGGCCCCGGACGUCACGGUGCCAGACUGCUGCCGGAUACUGCAAGAAACUGAGUAUGAGUUCAGCCUGGAGAAAUGGAUUUUGACCGGGCAGCAGCCGGUCUGUCAGGUCCCCUCCUGCCCCCCCUACUGGCUGAUGUUUCACAGUCCUCAGGAGACCCGCAGGACUGGUCACCGGAGUAGUGACCUGUGGGUCCCUGUCUGUCGUCCCAGAAGCCACAGCCUGAAUUCCGUAGACGGCGUCUGGUUGCAACAUCACAGAGUCAAGUUCCUCAUAUCAGACUCUGAUGAUGAAGACUGGCGUUGUGAAAAUGAAGGCUGUUCUUUGACAGAGCAUAAAGUUCACAUUAAUAACAGAGAUCAUCGGCCUUGCAGUGCUGCACCCAAAAACCCCCUCAGCAGAGUCAAAGACCUCCACUGUGGCACACCUCAGCACUGUAAGCAGGGCACUCUUCAAAGCCUCGAAGGAUCUCUACCAUCCCUCCAAAACAGCAGGCGUCUCACUGCAGCGGAACAGCAUAGGCCGCAACAGAACAACCCCCCACGCAACAGGCAGAACAGCAAGAAGAUGCAGCGCUCACUGGGAUCUCUGGGUAGAAAGUUCUCCCAAAACCCACAAACCACUGGCUCAUCACCAUCCAGACUGCAGCAGCAAAGACCCUCCUCUGCAGGACCUGUCAUCAGAAACUGCAGGCAGAAGCAGGCGCUGUGGACAGCGGGAUCUCACGGGGUGGUCUUUGACUCAGCUGCAGAGCUGCUGUCAACACUCAGCCACGAUGAACGGGAGCUGCUGGAAACCAUCACUAACAAAGGUUACUCUUUAUGCACAGCUAUUGUGGCGCUGCAGAAGACCGGCUAUCGUAACCCAGACAAGGUCCUCAACUACUUGGUUGCUACUGACCAUCUGUGCAAGCUGGGUUAUGAUGAAGCACAAGUAGAGGAGGCACUCGAAAUGUUUCAGAACUGUGAGAGCAAGGCUGCCGAGUUCCUGCACCUCCUGACUCAGUUUAAUGAGAUGGGUUUCCAGCAAAAUGCAAUUAAAGAAGUGUUGCUUGUUCAUGGAAACCACAGAGAGAGAGCCCUCGAAGAACUCAUGACACGAAUGACUUAAACUGGACAAGUUUCCAUUCCUGGUCCACACUGAGAAUUUAUUCAUGUUUACGAAAUGUACCAAAGACACAGUCAAAGAUACAGAAUGGCUUCUGACGUUUAAACCUGUGCAACUCAAAACAUACAGGGAACGAAAACACUGUUACAAGAAACUUAUACUAUCAAGCGUUUACUUAUAUUUCUAAGAGCCAUCAUUCCACUUAGAGCAAGCAAAUCCUGGAACAUUUGCUGCCCACUGCUAAAGAAA